AUGACUUCUGUGGAUGAUGAUAAGCUUGUCGAAAAUUUAAUUGAUUUUUCAGAGAAAUCAGAAGAGAGUGAGAGUAAGGAAGACAUUUAUGAAAAUAUUGAAUUUAGAAAACCUAAAUUGCUUUCUCAAGUGUCUGCUGAAUUAUCACCUGAACAAAGUUCACCUAAGCCGUCUGACAUUGGGACGAGGCAUUAUUCAAGACUAUGUGGAUAUCUAAACAAAUUGGGGAAUAACAAAAUUUUGAAAACCUUUAGAAGGAGAUGGUUUGUUUUCUCCGAAAAUAACUGUAAACUUUAUUAUUAUCGCUCUCCCCAGGAUCAAGAACCGCUGGGUGAAAUAGACAUUUCUCAAGCUACAUUCACUUUUGAUGUCACAAAUAAAGAGAGGACUGGGUCAUUUAAAAUCAGUGUUCCUGGGAGAGAUUAUUUUCUUGAAGCAAACAAUAGACAAACUUGUCUAUUCUGGUUGCAAGAACUUCAGAAACAUCGACGAGCAAACAGCGCUUUUCGAACAAAAAAUAUCACUGAACAGUCGACUUCUGUGAAUAAUUUAGCUGGUAGACCACAGAGUGGUUUGCUUGCUAAGGAGCUACCUGAUUUCAAUACAGAUGAAAAAAUAGUUCCAUUGAUGCUUCCAGUUGAUUGCCCUAAAGAUGAAAUUGGUGAUGACUCAGCUCUCAACCGUCGUAGUUCAUUUUUGAACUCUCAUCAGAAGUUUAAUUUAUUCUAUAACCAAGUUAAAUCAGCCAGUUUUGUGAAAUAUGACAAGUCUCCAUCAGAAUCUAGUCUAAAUAGUCCAAGCACAGAGAACCUCUGUGUAGAAGAAUUUUCAUCCAUCAAAGACAGCGCAUCUCAGAAAUCGAAACCUCCUAGUUUAGCUUCUUUUAAGUCGAAACUCUCCCAUUCAUUCCGUAAAGUACGUUUAAGUGAAGAAGUCAAUAUGGAGAAUACAGAAAAAGAAAGAUGCUCCAAAUGUCCUAAGCUUGAAAAUAAAAUUGAAAAUCUAUCGGAUGAAGUUUCAAACCUUCGAGACGAAGUGGUCACGAGUCGAGAAGUGCUUUCGCUUUUACAAAGACAGUUAGACAUUGCAUCCAAAGAAAAAGAAACCUUGGUGCAGAUCUAUGAACUGAAGGAUUCUGAGAAACUUUUAAAAGUAAUGAGUGAAAAAGAUCAAAAAGUGGUUAAUCUCUCUCAUGAUGUACAAGAGCAAAAGCAAGAAGUUGAAGUCCUUCAACGUACUGUUCAAUCUUUAAAAAAUGAAGUUGCUGAAUUGCGAAAGAAUAAUGAAUUAUUUCAAGAAAUGCUAAUACAGAAAGAUAAAACAAUUAUGGCUCUAACAAAUGAAAUAUUUGAUCUGGAGACAGAAAAGGUAGAUGAGAAGCAAAGGAGAAAAAGUGUGGAGAGUGUGAAGUCUGAAUCUACAAAACCUGUUGUUGAGCCUAAAGAAGCAAUGACUAUUGAUGAUUUGAAAGAUGCUGUUCAAGCUUUUGAAUUACAAAAUAAAUUUCUCAACAAUGAAAUUCUGGAGCUUAAUCAUUUGCGUAGAGAUGCUGAAGAUAGAGUACAACUACUGUCUAUGAAGUGCAGUGAGUGGGAGGCUCGUAGUUACCAAAUACAAAGCAAACUUCUGUUUUUGCUGAAUGAACUGAAAAGAACUGGUGUUAAAGAUUUCAAUUUAGGAAUUGUGGAUCAACUUUUGCAAGAAGCUGCUGUAGAUACUACAACUCAAGCAGAUUUAGUGCCAUCAUGGUCCAGAGAAAAAAUGUAUGAUGAGUUGGGUUUUAAUUGGAGAUGGGGUAAAGAAGAUUUGUUAUCAACUAAGGCUAUAAAUUUGAAACAGAAAUCCGAAGACAUUGCCAACAAGUCAAAUGAUCCAGAGCUUACAAUAUGGAGGUCAAAGUGGGAUAACUUUAUAGUCUCCUUAGGGGCAAAAGAACUGCAACGCUCCCCUGAAUUGAAAAUUCUGGUGCGAAUGGGCAUUCCAUGUGAAUAUAGGGGGAAAAUAUGGAAAGGAUGUACUCUAAUGUGGAUAAAGUGUUAUAAAUCUAUGUUUGGCUCAAAUUACUAUACAAGUCUUCUUACAUCGAAGGAAUAUGUGUCAAGAAUUGAUCCCUCUGUAAAACAAAUUGAACUUGAUUUACUCAGAACUUUACCUAACAAUCGUCACUAUGAAAAUCUGGAUUCAAAUGGCAUCAUCAAGUUGAGGAGAGUGUUGCUCGCAUAUAGUCGACAUGAUCCAGCUGUUGGUUAUUGUCAAGGUUUAAAUAGGCUUGUUGCAAUUGCAUUGCUUUUCAUGGAUGAAGAAGAUGCAUUUUGGUGCUUGAUUGCGAUCACUAAAUACAUUAUGCCUGAAGGUUAUUACACUAGAACUCUGAUUGGAUCUCAAGUAGAUCAGCGAGUUUUGAAAGAUCUAAUGGCUGAUAAAAUUCCAAGACUUCAUGCACAUUUUGAGCAACACAAUGUGGAUUUAUCUCUUUUUACUUUCAACUGGUUCCUCACAAUAUUUGUUGACAACAUUCCUGUUGAAAUAUAUCUUCGCAUAUGGGAUGUCUUUCUCUAUGAAGGCAGCAAAGUUCUGUUUCGCUAUGCGCUGGCAAUAUUCAAGUCAUGUGAAAAUGAAAUUUUGGAAAUGAAAGAUUAUUUGGCUAUUAAUAAGUACCUGAGGAAUAUUUCAGAACAAAUUAUUGAUGCCAAGAAGCUGACAUCCAUUGCCUUUGGUGAGCUGAACCCCUUUCCUCAACGAACUAUUACGUCCAAAAGGGCUCAUCACUACCAAAUUAUCAAAGCUCAACUGGAGGAGUUCGAGUCCAUGCGUAACUCCCUUCCCAGAUCUCAAGAGAAAGUUUCGAAUUCAGAAUAUUUGAGUGAAGACGACUAAAGCUUG
Uloborus diversus is the source of this 2883-nucleotide messenger RNA. Its product is annotated as TBC1 domain family member 2B-like. Lineage: Eukaryota; Metazoa; Arthropoda; Arachnida; Araneae; Uloboridae. Bases 1 to 2877 code for a protein of 958 amino acids. The transcript is spliced from 19 exons. The record is from RefSeq and is a predicted model, not a curated record.